AUGAAGUUUUUAAGCUUGGCAGUUUUCGUGGGACUUUUGUUAGCGGCCUGUGUAAGCUGUUCAGAGGCUGCUAAAUCUUCGAACAACAUGUACAAUUGUAAGAAGCAGAGUGUAAAUUGUUUUUAAUUCAUUUUUGAAGUUUAUGAUUUGCUACCUCCCAAAACAUUUUCGAAUCUUUGAAAGAUUCGAAACCGUUUUUACAACGAUUGACAUUUUGUGAAUUUUGCUUUAAGCCCGCAGAAAAACCAUCAGCAGUGGUGACCUUAUUAUUUUGAAAUCAGCUCAUAGCAGUUAUUCGAAACUUUCACUAAGCUGCAAUACAUCUGGCUGCCAAUGGACGCAUUGCCCGUCUAAUGAUGCUGAGGUUUCGUCGUCCUGCUCACCUGAGAAUGCGGAGUUCAAAAUAACAGCCAGAGGAGAAACGCUGGGAAAGCCCAUCGAAAGCGGGGAAAAAGUGUCGCUCAUCAUUAGAAAGUACGGUCCUCAGUACAAGCUGACUUGUGGCAAAUCUUCAACCGCGCAGUGCCAUUUGGCUUCGUAAGUAUUCAGCUUUAAAUUUAAACACCGCAUCAGCUCUUCUUGGGAAUUUAACUCAAGCAACAUCGGACGAGAAGAUGCAACUGAUGUCUAUAGUUGACUUUCGGUCUGUACAAUUUUGCUCUUAGUCAGUUAUUGGCAUUUCUCUCUUGGUCAGUAUUAAGAACUCAUAGGCAAAAGUAAUUUUGCUUGGGUCAACCCAAACUUGACUGCUAGAUAUUUAGUAAAUUAUUGCUUUUUGACCUCCUUUUGCCACUUUUUUCUCUAGCUUUAAAGGCGACAUGACAGGAAACAACUGGCUGAUAUACGACAACGCCACUUUUCAAAUAUUCUCCAAAGAGGCAGAGGAUUCUACGCCCAUCCACAAUGGCGAUGUGGUGGGACUCAAGUACUUACACUGCUCCAGCAAAGCAUGGCUGACUAAAAGUGGCAAAUUUCUUUAUCCGCGUAGCUGUAGCAGAAACGACAAAACCUCUUGCGCAAAAGAGGACCGUUUCACCGGCUUCAAAAUCUUCAAGAGCUGAAGUUUUUAAGAUCUCAAUUUUGAAGCUCAACCAUAAAUUUAAGCAUAAACAGAUUGGAUCAUUAAGUGACCAUUUUGGAAAGAUAAUUAAAUAAUUUCUAAGGGAUUUAUGUGUUAAUGAACUUUAACUUUUUGCUUUUCAAUAAAAUAGUUGAGGAUUCGAUCGCGAUUACACGUCUUAUGGUACUUAUGACUCGACGGAUAAGAUUAAAUCAAAUGAUCUUUGAGUCUUUGCUCCUUAACUGUUUCACCUUAAAUUAGAAAUCACCCUGACUGUUCUUUAAUUCGUUUUGUUUAUCACAUUUUUUGUGAUGUUUUCUUUUAAUCUGGGUUAUUUCAGCUUCAACUGAGAGAAAAAAUGAUCGAAUUCCAAUCCAAUGUAGCUAGCACGUCAGUCCCUUCACAGCGACAACAUCCACUGAUAAGCGACCUUCUAUUGAGGGUUUUUCUUUCUUUUAUGAUAGUGGAACCCUUAUAUCCUCGGUGAAGGAUCUUCAAUUAAGUCCUCACUGACUCUGGAGAUAUGAAUUAAUAGUUAAUAUUUAUAAUCUAAUUAAAAAAAAAAAAAGAAAAUGAAAUAUCCUUCUCGUGUCCGGUCAGUAGUGUGCUGUUCAUCGCGCUACGGCGGAAUAAAAUAUAAACGAAAAUAUAAAACUUUGAGAUUAUAUUUUUAGUGCUUUCGAACUUAAUAAUUUAAGUAUGGUUAUUUGGCUUUGUUUUUUAAGAGUCUUUCUUUUUUUUCUUUUCUGAACCUUUUAAUUAUUUUUAGUAUUGUAUAGCGAGCGAUAUUUGAAUCUAGCUACCUAUCCUUUAGUACUCCAUCGCACUCAUAAAACCAGCUCUUUCCACUUGUGUUUAUACUUGGGGUUUUCUUAUUUCAAUAAAUGUUUUCACCACAGAGCACCCCCCUAAGGUGUCAUUCACUUCCGCUCACCUAACACGUUCGCGAAUUUUUAUCACAUGUUUUGCAACACACUUUACACGGCAAAGACAGCUUAUUCUUAGCCCCACAUCAUCUUUACUGAAAUUAUUAUUUGGAACUUUUAACCACAUCAGUAAAUUAAGCCUAAGAAUGAAGUUUUUAAGCUUGGCAGUUUUCGUGGGACUUUUGUUAGCGGCCUGUGUAAGCUGUUCAGAGGCUGCUAAAUCUUCGAACAACAUGUACAAUUGUAAGAAGCAGAGUGUAAAUUGUUUUUAAUUCAUUUUUGAAGUUUAUGAUUUGCUACCUCCCAAAACAUUUUCGAAUCUUUGAAAGAUUCGAAACCGUUUUUACAACGAUUGACAUUUUGUGAAUUUUGCUUUAAGCCCGCAGAAAAACCAUCAGCAGUGGUGACCUUAUUAUUUUGAAAUCAGCUCAUAGCAGUUAUUCGAAACUUUCACUAAGCUGCAAUACAUCUGGCUGCCAAUGGACGCAUUGCCCGUCUAAUGAUGCUGAGGUUUCGUCGUCCUGCUCACCUGAGAAUGCGGAGUUCAAAAUAACAGCCAGAGGAGGAACGCUGGGAAAGCCCAUCGAAAGCGGGGAAAAAGUGUCGCUCAUCAUUAGAAAGUACGGUCCUCAGUACAAGCUGACUUGUGGCAAAUCUUCAACCGCGCAGUGCCAUUUGGCUUCGUAAGUAUUCAGCUUUAAAUUUAAACACCGCAUCAGCUCUUCUUGGGAAUUUAACUCAAGCAACAUCGGACGAGAAGAUGCAACUGAUGUCUAUAGUUGACUUUCGGUCUGUACAAUUUUGCUCUUAGUCAGUUAUUGGCAUUUCUCUCUUGGUCAGUAUUAAGAACUCAUAGGCAAAAGUAAUUUUGCUUGGGUCAACCCAAACUUGACUGCUAGAUAUUUAGUAAAUUAUUGCUUUUUGACCUCCUUUUGCCACUUUUUUCUCUAGCUUUAAAGGCGACAUGACAGGAAACAACUGGCUGAUAUACGACAACGCCACUUUUCAAAUAUUCUCCAAAGAGGCAGAGGAUUCUACGCCCAUCCACAAUGGCGAUGUGGUGGGACUCAAGUACUUACACUGCUCCAGCAAAGCAUGGCUGACUAAAAGUGGCAAAUUUCUUUAUCCGCGUAGCUGUAGCAGAAACGACAAAACCUCUUGCGCAAAAGAGGACCGUUUCACCGGCUUCAAAAUCUUCAAGAGCUGAAGUUUUUAAGAUCUCAAUUUUGAAGCUCAACCAUAAAUUUAAGCAUAAACAGAUUGGAUCAUUAAGUGACCAUUUUGGAAAGACAAUUAAAUAAUUUCUAAGGGAUUUAUGUGUUAAUGAACUUUAACUUUUUGCUUUUCAAUAAAAUAGUUGAGGAUUCGAUCGCGAUUACACGUCUUAUGGUACUUAUGACUCGACGGAUAAGAUUAAAUCAAAUGAUCUUUGAGUCUUUGCUCCUUAACUGUUUCACCUUAAAUUAGAAAUCACCCUGACUGUUCUUUAAUUCGUUUUGUUUAUCACAUUUUUUGUGAUGUUUUCUUUUAAUCUGGGUUAUUUCAGCUUCAACUGAGAGAAAAAAUGAUCGAAUUCCAAUCCAAUGUAGCUAGCACGUCAGUCCCUUCACAGCGACAACAUCCACUGAUAAGCGACCUUCUAUUGAGGGUUUUUCUUUCUUUUAUGAUAGUGGAACCCUUAUAUCCUCGGUGAAGGAUCUUCAAUUAAGUCCUCACUGACUCUGGAGAUAUGAAUUAAUAGCUAAUAUUUAUAAUCAACUGAGUGCACUGGAGAAUAUUUUCACCAGAGAUUGACGAACACCAAUAUUUUUGCGACGGUUCAAAAUGAAUUUUCGCCGGGCCGAGGUUUUCAAACGGUGCAGAAUCUUUUGGGUGAUUAGGUUGAGAAAAUGGGUCGCUAAAUUUUAUCAUUUCUUCCUGCCAAGGUUUCUCAACGUGUCAGCAUGACUGCAAUCUUGUCAAUCGAAUACUUUUUUCUUCAAAGAGUAAUUCAGCAAUGCAUUGAAUCAAUACCGACCCCGAGACAGUAUCGAGAGAUAGUAAUGUGCAGCUGUAUAUGAAGCAACAUUUUCCUGCCGUUCAAAUUGUUAUUUCAGGGGCACCCAACGACAGUUUUGUCCUAAAUGCAUUGAAAACAAUUUUUAGUCUAUCCAGAGUAUUUUCAUAUCUCUAGAAGUGCAUUCUAAGCGGCGCUAUAAAAUUUUUAUCUGUUCGGUCAUCCAGGACAACUUGAGUCUUUUCCAAAUUAUAUAAUAAUAGUAAUAAUGGAAUUUAUAUAGCGCUUAUACAUCGCUGUUCUAAGCCCCUUACAAUGUAAAAAAGGACAUAAGAAUAUCAUUAAGCACAAGCUUACAUAUAACCCUACUGUACACAUCUUAAAAAGGAAAGAAAAAAAAACAAAAAAAACCAAAAAAAGCAAAAGCAAAAAAACAAAAAAACAAAAACAAAAACAAAUAUGACGAAACUAAAUGUCAUAUACCUUUUUAAAAAGAAACGUUUUCAACUUAGAUUUAAAAAGAUUAACAUCAGAACAAGCUCGAAUUUCAAAGGAGAGCUUGUUCCAUAAUCGGGGGGCAGCAACGGAAAACGCUCGCUGGCCAUAAGUUUUCAUGUUAAAAUUUGGUUCUUCAAGGCGUAAAUGAUCCCUUGAUGACCGUAAUGUCCUUGCUUGAUGGUAAAAUUUUAAAAUAUCUUCAAGAUAUCGGGGACCGGAGCCAUUCAAUGUUUUAAAAGUUAUUAAAUUUAUUUUAAAAACAAUUCUCUCCUCAACAGGAAGCCAGUGAAGAUCUCUUAGAGUCUCGGUGAUGUGAUCUCGUUUUUUGAGACCGGCGAUAAUUCGAGCAGCCGCAUUCUGAACGGACUGCAACGGACUGCAACUUAUCCCUAUGGGCAGUCAGUAUUAUUUUCCCGAAAAUUUUAGAUGCAAUUUAAAGUUUUACGAAGUUAGGAUUUUUUCUGAUUCCUCUCUUCAUAGCAUUUUUAAAUCCGAAAAAAAUUUAAGUUUCCUUUUUCGACAAAAAUAGCCAACGUGCAUGGGAAGUGAAAUGCAAAAAAUUAAACUUCAGAAAAUCGUAUUUAUUUUAGACUAGCUUCGAAAAUUGUACAGGAAUAGAACGGUCCUCUAGACAUUUUUUAGCCUUCCUCAAGCUAUAGAAAAUUCUAGGCAUUUGUAGUUUCUCCGAACAGAUAUUUUACAGAAAACAGUUGUCGGGUGCUCCUGUUAUUUCCGCGGUGGCUGGUGAAAUUAAAAAGGGAUAGAACAAUGGGUUCUGACGAUCGGGUUCGGAUUAGUAAGUGUUUUUUUAAACCGCACGGACUUUCAGAAAUCAUAGUAACAAUAAAUUGAAAUUACUGAUAUUUGUCAAAACGAAAAUAAUCAUAAUUUUAUUUUGCCCACUGCCGAGUUUAGUAUGACCAAAAGCAAUGUUCUACUUGUAAUGGGCUUAAAGUUAUCGAUGAUGUCAUCACGUCUUGCGGAACGUGAACUGGUCGGACUCCCUAAACAUGUUUCGCAUUAAUUAAGUAAGAAACCUCUUAUAAACGUUUGCUAAACGUUACAUUAUUCAUAACAUAAUUAGUCUUAGUUAAGGGAAUUUGAAGUCUGUGUCAGUCUGUUAAGGCGUUCACAGAGUCGUCAUCGAGUAUGAAGUUUCUGGGUGAGACCGUUUUGGUGGCUUUAAUCUUUCUUGGCGGAGUCAACUGUUUAGAUUCCGUUGUUAUUAACUCGAAUAACCUGCAAGUAAGUUUCUCGGUACCGAUAGAAGAUGUGUGGACCGACUUAUCGAGAGGUAAGACUUCGAUAAAGCGUUUGAUGUUGUUUCAGUUUUAUUAUUCUAGAGUCGCUAGCCUAAGCGAUGUGCUGGGGACUUGGAGCUUUCACCCCGUUCGGUUUGUCUUAAUUAUUAAUAGUGUAAACGUUUCGAGUUCAUUCAAAGUUUUUGUGAAUCUCACCUUUAGAUCACAGCAAAAUGCUUCUUUUACAAAACGAAAAAAAACGGCUUUACAAUUAGUAUGCGUCAAAUAUCUUCUUUCAUCUUUUGGUAGUUUAGUGCAAGGUUUUAAUAGGAAUUUUUUUUGUUACAAGUCCACAGAUAUCCUGUAAUCAAGAGUGGGGACCAAAUUGUGCUACGAUCAGCGCACAGCAGUUACUCCACCUACUUGCUGUAUUGUGAUACUAAUUGCGAACUGGGUAACUGCUCAGGUAGUCAGAGUAUGACGAAAUCUUUGUGGUCUUCAUGUUCUUCCUACUCCAAGUUCUAUAUCACCGCCUUUGGAAGAGUAAAUGGAGAAGCCAUCAACAGUGGAGACACUGUGUCAUUGAGUUCUUAUGCCUUCGGUUCCAGCUACCGGCUGAGGUGCACAUCAUCGAAUACCUGGUACUGCAGAGUAUCAUCGUAAGUAAACAGUCUUGUGCUUUUUAUAACAUUGUUAUAAGCAUAAAUCAAUUUUUGACUGUUUAAUUUGUUUAUUUGACAAUUGGCUUAAUUUAUUUCUUUUUAUUUUAAAUAGAAUCACCAGCACAAUGACUGGGAACCAGUGGCUUUACUACUCGUACGCCACCUUCGAGAUUUACGCCAAAAACGCUGUGGAUGGAACCCCUCUGCAAUAUGGUGACGUUGUGGGCCUUAAAUAUCCCUACUACGGCUCGAGUUACUGGAUGACGUACUACAGCGGCUACUUUCGUCCUCGUAGCUGUAGCAGUUCCAGCAAGACGUCCUGUGCACUGGAGAAUACUUACAGUGGAUUCCGGAUCUUCAAGAAGCUGUGA
Porites evermanni is the source of this 6754-nucleotide messenger RNA. The record is from the annotation of a GenBank genome assembly. NCBI's taxonomy places the organism in Eukaryota, Metazoa, Cnidaria, Anthozoa, Scleractinia, Poritidae.